UCACCUCAAGUGCGACCAGGCAGAGGCAACAAGCAAAAGCAAAUCCGGAGCGAUCCCGCUGCAGUUUGGGCUGUGAGUAGCCGAGGCGAGGCAGCAGAACCAGGAGAAAGGGAGGAGAAUGGGACACCGGCAGAGCUUGGACCUACACUGAGACCGCUCGGCGCAUCCAGAGCUCCUCCGAUCCGUUUCCAAGUCCUUUCUCCCCGGCUCCCAGUCCCGUUUUCACCGCUGACACAAUGGGCUGCUGCAGCGGACGAUGCACUCUCAUCUUUAUCUGCACUUUACAGUUGGUGUUGGCACUGGAGAGGCAGGUCUUUGAUUUUCUGGGCUACCAGUGGGCCCCCAUCCUGGCCAACUUCUUCCACAUCAUCAUCGUCAUCCUCGGCCUCUUCGGCACCAUCCAGUACCGGCCGCGCUACAUUGUGGUGUAUACAGUAUGGGCGGCCCUGUGGGUGGCCUGGAACGUCUUCAUCAUCUGCUUCUACCUGGACGUAGGAGGCCUGUCCAAGGACAGCGAUCUGCUGACGUUCAACAUCUCAGCCCACCACUCCUGGUGGAGCGAGCACGGGCCAGGCUGUGUGAGGAGAGAGAUGCCCCAGGCUCCAGGGGUGCGCACCACAGACAGCCACUCCUACAUCACUGUGAUGGGCUGCCUCGUGGACUACCAGUACAUCGAAGUUGUGCAUAGUGGCACCCAGAUCCUUGUCGCUCUCCUGGGCUUUGUGUACGCCUGCUAUGUUGUCAGCGCCAUCACCGAGGAGGAGGACAGCUUUGAUUUUAUUGGUGGAUUUGACCCAUUCCCACUCUACCAUGUCAAUGAGAAACCUCAAUCUCAUCUCCUCUUAAAGCCCAUGUACCUGUCUACGUAAAUAGGAGCGCGUCCAAAACAUGGAGGUGACACAGCAAAUUCCCACAGAGACAAAAUGGCUGUUCUGACACCGGGCCAUGCCAGACAUUCCUCCUCCUCUUGAUGUCAUCUCCUCAGUUCUUCAGAUGUGUUAUUUACUGGUGUGCUGCCUGGAAAUGCCUGCACUUCUCAGUUAGGGUCCUUCGUCUCCUGGGGGAGGGUUGAAGGUUUUUUUUGGAGGGGGUUGGGGGUGUAGUGAGGGGGUUGUUGGGUUGUGUUACAGUGUAACAAAGCCUCAUAUUGUUUAUUUUGGAAAAGUAUAAAUCAUUUCAUUUGUGCUGAGUUUCAUGUCCCGGUCGCUCUGCGGCUUGCCCUAAAUUGCUCUAAUAGUCACAGAGAACAUGUCUGUAUAGAGCAUGUACAGCACACAGAUAAAAAUACAGCAUGUAUGUAAUCAGGGACUGCCCAGCUUUCCCAGUCUGUGGUACUGUGUCCUAGAGGACUCGGUGAUUUAGACUGUUAUUGCUGGUUUGGCUUAGAUCUUGUCCGGAGGGCUGAAUUACAGUGGAGCCUGUGGAAUGAGCUAUUGUGUGCCUCCUGUUUACUUUAGGCCAGGAUCUGUGCGCAUAAAUACACAAAGCAGGAAGAAGCAGGGGAGCAGAGAGGUAGAGGGAGGGGAUUGGAAGAAACAAAGGAACCAAACCUACAGGGCUAGCGGUCAAAAAUAGAAAAUGCAUAUAAUGAAAAGGAGGGGGGGUAAUUUCGGUCCGAGUUUGAAAUGCAAACUAACUAUCCAGAAUGCAUAAAGCGCAUGAGCGAGGCAGAGAGAGUGUUCAGAUACAGGCAACGGCAUGUGAGUCUUACUUUGUAUUUCUUUUUCUUUCUUUUUUUCUGGAGUCUUAUUACUGUGACUAUCUCACCAACAGCCAAGUCAGUAUUUUUUUUUUCCCUAUGAUGUGUAAAGUGUUUGUGUUAGACGGUGUGCUGAAAGCAGACCUUUUGUUUUCACUCCUACUUCAAAUGGAGGCUACAAUUCCCCUCCUGUAACUACUGACAGGUCUCACUGCUGACAGGGACGAUCAUUACACACAGUCAAGCAAAGGUUAAACACCGUACUUUUCAUUUCAAGAAAACAAUAGGGACUUGAAAUGGGUGUGAUUUACCGUCCAUAUUGCACACAACAGUACCGGAUUGGAUCGUGUAUGGUCCCAAGCGUAAAAGUCGCACAACCAUGUGAAAACAGAAACAGAGCGUUGUCUUCUCUGUCAAAUCAACAGUAUAGAUUCUUAAUGGUGAUAGUCUCAGUUGUGAUAGUUUUAUAGCAUGUGUUUUACAGGGGUUUGUGUAGUAACCAUGUGUAUGACAUACUAAGUAAUAACAAAAUAACAUAAUAUUGUCUUCAACUGGCUGCAUAUGGGCUGGUUCUGCUGUAACUUAAACCUUCUCCUGAGGGGCAUCUUACUUGGAUCUUUUUUUAUUCUAUUCCAGCACCACACCAUAAUUUCAUUUAAUCAAAGUGCAUACAUGGGUAAUAUCUUCUAUACUGAGCGAUAACAAUAAGACUGGUCCCCUGCUGAGGCUACUAGCACUUUUGUUACCUAUGGUUUUGCCGUUGCUCCCAACCAGGACAGAGUCAGAUCCCAUGUUGCCUUAUCGUUUGUGUGAAUCACUACUGCCCUCUGGUGCUGAAUGUGUUCACAUACAAGAGAGGCUUACUGAGUUUCUGCUGGUCGGCUCUCGCAUGAAUGUCAUUUUCCAUGUUUUGUCUUGAGCUUUUCUGAUUUUUUUUUUUUUUUUUUUUUGAUAACAAUAAACCUUAACAUAUGUAUGUGUAUGGGCAUGGCUGGGUAACUGACAUGUAUGGGGAUUCAUUGUUGUGCCCUUUCUUACUGUAUUUAUCCAUGUUACCGUCUUGUUCUUUGUCACUCAGAUUAAAAAAAAAAACAUGACUUUUGUAAGCAUCUGAAUUUGAACUCAAAAACAUUUUCCGUAUGUCAUUUGAAUGCAGUAUUUCUUACUGAAUGCAACCCUUGUAAACCUCUUGAGAAAAAAAAAUCAUCACUUUUUUGUUAAUCUAAAGAGUCAUGAGCAGAGAUGGUGUAUUUUGUUCACUCUGUUUUCAGUCUAUUUUUGUCUUUGUCAGCACCUGAAAUAUUUCCUGCUUGAAGUUCAGAUUCCCCUGUGGUAUUAGAUGUGUUUCACUGCCAGACAUACUGUAUAUAAUUCAUAAUGACUCUGAAAUCACCCUAGAUUUGUGACUAUUUUCAGAACGUUGUUGAUUCUCUGCCAGUAAACCAUUUUGGACGGUCCUUUUUCUAUUGGCAAAAUGCAAUAAUUUACAUGUCAUUAAUCUCAUCAUAAUUUAAGGUUUACACACUUCUGGUGGGCUAACUGUAGCUAAGGUGAUGUUUGAGUUGUACAAUGCAUAGGGCACCUCAUAUUGUAACAUAAUCAGUAUUGGUAGUAAAAGCUACUAAAAAUGUUCUGUAAAAAUAGGUCUUCCUCUCUGUGCAAUACAGCUUCUCCCCAAACCCCAGUGACUGGAAUUAGUUUAAACCUGUUAUGGUUGUGUAUGUACUAGACUCCACUGAAAAAGGUUCCACCACUUUGUAGAUAAUUCUUUUUCUUUGUAUAGAAAGUGGAAAAGAUCUUUUUGUAUUUCUCUCUUCUAUUUUGUGUCCUCUGUAGCCCCAGCCCCAUGUGACCCAAUUGUGUAAUCCUAUUUGUCCAGAACUGUGCUUUGUGUUCAUGUAAAUAGGUGUUUGUUAAUAAAAGAAUGUGUUCUUUUAAUGAU
Molecule: messenger RNA, 3641 nt
Organism: Myripristis murdjan (pinecone soldierfish)
Lineage: Eukaryota; Metazoa; Chordata; Actinopteri; Holocentriformes; Holocentridae
Gene: nkain4
Product: sodium/potassium transporting ATPase interacting 4
Exons: 7
Coding region: 237-869 (210 amino acids)
Biological process (GO): regulation of sodium ion transport
Source: RefSeq, a predicted model, not a curated record